Molecule: messenger RNA, 1207 nt
Organism: Pungitius pungitius (ninespine stickleback)
Lineage: Eukaryota; Metazoa; Chordata; Actinopteri; Perciformes; Gasterosteidae
Product: THO complex subunit 4-like
Exons: 6
Coding region: 115-894 (259 amino acids)
Biological process (GO): mRNA export from nucleus
Cellular component (GO): nucleus
Molecular function (GO): mRNA binding
Source: RefSeq, a predicted model, not a curated record
ACCACUUCCGCUAAACGUAACACCGCGCCACCGGAGAAAGCAGCCGAUAAACAACCGCGUUUUCUCAACGGAAAGGUUCUUUGUUCGUUCUCAGCCCACAGCACAGCCACCACGAUGGCUGACAAGAUGAGUAUGUCUCUGGACGACAUUAUCAAGCUAAACAAGAAAGGAGGCAGUGGUCGCGGAGGACGGUCGUCUGGCGGGCAGGCUGGAAGUUCAGGUCGGGCUGGUGGACCGUCAAGGCCGAUGCGGAGUCGACAGAACAACUUCAACCGAGAAAGAAACACCAGAUCUGAACCGUACACCAGGCCCCGAGAGUUGCCAGACAAAUGGCAGCAUGACAUGUUUGAGGAGCAUGCUGGUGGGCACAGAGGACAAAGUGCAGUAGCAGAAAGAAGUGUAGAAAACGGCGGCAAGCUGCUGGUUUCUAAUCUGGACUUUGGCGUUUCUGACUUGGAUAUCAAGGAGUUGUUUGCAGAAUUCGGGACGUUGCAGAAAGCAUCUGUACACUACGACCGCUCUGGUCGCAGCAAAGGAACCGCAGAUGUCCAUUUUGAAACAAAGGCCGAAGCACUCAAAGCCAUGAAGCACUAUAACGGUGUCCCACUUGACGGCCGCCCCAUGAAAAUCCAGCAAAUGACUUCCGAAGUCGACAUUGAGAGUAGCCCUUCUACACAAAGUUCAAACAAAGGGUUUGACCGCAGCCGACUUGGACAGCCCAAGUUUGAGAGAAGUGAGCGGGGUGACAGAGGGGACCGGGGUGAAAGGAGGCAGCGCGGCGGCGGUGGCGGCUUCAGAGGUCGUGGAAGAGGAGGCGGAAACAGACCCCAACUUUCGGCAGAGGAGCUGGAUGCCCAGUUGGAUGCGUACAAUGCAAAGAUGGACACCAGUUAGGAGCGCCUAAAGGACGAUACUUCUGACCCCUUUUUGUUUAAUUUUGUUUAAUCUCAAUUGAAUAUGAUCGGACUUAAUUAAACUUGUCACAUUUUUAGAAAAACGUUUUAUUGUAUUCGCCAUUAUAUUUUUUUAAUGUUUCUCUUUUCUGUCAUGCUUUGGGAUUUUUUUUCUUUUAAUAACAAAAACAUGAUUCAGUGGUUGGACAGACAUAAUGUUGAAAUGUUAAUGUGAUGCAGUUCUGUAAUUUGGUUCCGUAUACUUGACAUAUGAACAUCUUUCAAAUGGUUUUGUACAUAAAUAAUUACAUGGA